Messenger RNA from Zonotrichia albicollis (white-throated sparrow), 4477 nucleotides. RefSeq names its product myostatin (gene MSTN). Gene Ontology annotation, molecular function: growth factor activity; cytokine activity. Gene Ontology annotation, cellular component: extracellular region. The record is from RefSeq and is a predicted model, not a curated record. Lineage: Eukaryota; Metazoa; Chordata; Aves; Passeriformes; Passerellidae.
ACACCAGUGUGGCAAGCUGUCUCUCAGAUUGCAUUUGCUUUCACGGAUCUGUUUAGUACUGAAAGGGAAAGGGGGAGGGGGAAAAAAAAGGAAGACAAAAGUGCUGCACUGAAUGUGAGAUCAUGCAAAAGCUAGUGCUCUAUGCUUCUAUUUACCUGUUCAUGCUGAUUGCUGUUGAUCCGGUGGCUCUUGAUGACAGUAGUCAGCCCACAGAGAACGCUGAAAAGGACGGACUGUGCAAUGCUUGUACGUGGAGACAGAAUACAAAAUCUUCCAGAAUAGAAGCCAUAAAAAUUCAAAUCCUCAGCAAACUGCGUCUGGAACAAGCUCCUAACAUUAGCAGGGAUGUUAUUAAGCAACUUUUACCCAAGGCUCCUCCACUGCAGGAACUGAUUGAUCAGUACGAUGUGCAGAGAGAUGACAGUAGCGAUGGCUCUUUGGAAGAUGAUGACUAUCAUGCCACCACCGAAACGAUUAUCACAAUGCCUACAGAGUCUGAUUUUCUUGUACAAAUGGAGGGAAAACCAAAAUGUUGCUUCUUUAAGUUUAGCUCUAAAAUACAAUAUAACAAAGUAGUAAAGGCACAAUUGUGGAUAUACUUGAGGCAAGUCCAAAAACCUACAACGGUGUUUGUGCAGAUCCUGAGACUUAUUAAGCCCAUGAAAGAUGGCACAAGAUAUACUGGAAUUCGAUCUUUGAAACUUGACAUGAACCCAGGCACCGGUAUUUGGCAGAGUAUUGAUGUGAAGACAGUGUUGCAAAAUUGGCUCAAACAGCCUGAAUCCAAUUUAGGCAUCGAAAUAAAAGCUUUUGAUGAGAACGGACGGAAUCUUGCUGUAACUUUCCCAGGACCGGGGGAAGAUGGAUUGAACCCAUUUUUAGAGGUCAGAGUUACAGACACACCAAAACGGUCCCGCAGAGAUUUCGGUCUCGACUGCGAUGAGCACUCGACAGAAUCCCGGUGUUGCCGCUACCCGCUGACGGUGGAUUUCGAGGCUUUCGGCUGGGAUUGGAUUAUCGCUCCUAAACGAUACAAAGCCAACUACUGCUCCGGAGAAUGUGAAUUUGUGUUUUUACAAAAGUACCCCCACACCCACCUGGUGCACCAAGCCAACCCCAGGGGCUCGGCAGGCCCUUGCUGCACGCCCACCAAGAUGUCCCCCAUCAACAUGCUGUACUUCAACGGCAAAGAGCAAAUCAUCUACGGCAAGAUACCAGCCAUGGUUGUGGAUCGCUGCGGGUGCUCCUGAGAUCCUCGCCAGAUCCACUGCUUCACGCAUUGUGGAAGCUACCAAAAGAAAAAGUAAAAAAAAAAAUUUAAAAAAAAAAAAAAAAAAGGAAAAAAGGAAAAACCAGAAAAAGUUACAGCCCCUCACCAGUCUCUCAAACUGUGAGGUACACAAGGCAUUGCCGACCUCCUGCGUGCUACCAGCAGCAGUUACAGAACGUGAACUAAAGGACAAUGUACCUGAUGGCUGCUUGUGAGCCAGUAAAAGAGAAAAGCUACAAUCAAAAUCACCGGAUUUAAUCCACAAAGUUCUUGCAUUAUGAGGGAAUCAAUAUUCAGUCAUUUGGAUGCAAAUUUAUAUGCAGGUUUCAGUACACAUUGGUAAUCAAAAGCAAGCUCCUUCUCACCUGAGGACAGAAGGAGCAGGCUUUUAGGUUCCUUUCUUCACAGCUUCACUUAAUAUCAUAUUUACAGGAACAUAUAUACCGGUAACAUAUAUACCACUACACAAUACCACCAGAAUCAUCCUUAAACACUUGAAUAUAUAGUGCAGACUUGUGAAAUGUAUCAGAUGAAAUUCCACAUAAAUGGACAAACCCUGAAAUUAGGGAUGGCAUAGUGUAUUUAGCGUGUUUCCAUUCCUUUUUCUCAUUAGUAUGUUAGUAAUCAAUGGCAAUGGUGCUACGUAAGCAGGCUGAGUAAAUAGCAAGAUAGUUAUAUAAGUGAAGGAAUUUAGGCUUAAUAAUGAAUUUGCCCUAUCCUCAGGUACACUAUUCAACAUUCUCAAGAAACAGAUAUUUUUUAAAUGAAAAGGAAUAGUUUUCUAGACAUAGAAAAACAGAAGGCAGCAGAGAAAUCCAACAUGCAAACUGCAAUCCCACAUUUUAACCUGCCUUUGCAACAUUACCGUUUGCACUAUGGUAAACCAAUGCAAAUAGUUGGUUGCUACAGAUAUUGUUUAAAAACCACUUUGAUAUAACUGACUUGUGUAAUAUGUAUGCAUCAAUAUUUUGUAAAUAAAUGUUUAUUUUUUAAUCACUGUUGGUAUAUGUUCAUCACAAGAAAGAAUGGCUUUAACCUGUACUUUAGUUUAAUAAACAAACCCCAAUAUUAUCUUCAUAAUAAAUUUUCUGGAUUUUAACACAAAUAAUAUGUAGGAACAAUGCAACAAAGUAAACCAUAUGUUGAGAAUUAUUCUACAUUUUAUAUGUUUUUUACAUUGGUAUGAGCCAUCUAGGAUAAAUGAUGGCUGUUGACAUGUUUAUAAGGUUCUUUGGGUUACUGUUUUUAUGGUCAUUUUGAUCCACAACUGAAUUUCCAUAAUUGGAAUGUUAUGUUCAUAAAUAAUAAUGAUAUCACAAAAGAUUGCUAUUAAAUGCAUUUUAUUAUAUUUAAAAGUUUGCAGCAAAGUAUUUUCUGUAUUUGAGUAAACAUAGUACAUGGAUUUACACACAAAUUCUGUACAUUUUCCUUAUAGUAAAAAAUUGUUAAUUGAAAUUAAAAAUAUCUAUUUACUAUAAAGUCCAUUUUAUUUCACAUGUGAAAUAGAACUGAUAAACCAGGUGCUUGUUAAGACAACACAAUCACUGUUAAAACAUCUUCAUGUUAGUAUGAUGCACGUUUUUGUUAUAUUUCAGAAAUCAGUUUUGAAUUUUCCUUUGUGUAAAACCACCCUAAAAUUGCAAAAAUGCUUGAUUUUCUUCCCUUCCUCUUUUAUAUAUUUUCUGCCUCGGUGGUAAAUAUUUUGUAUUGAUUCUUUUUUUACUUUUUUAAAAAAUUUGUAUGUAAGGACAUUAAAACUUAAAGUUUGAGUGAUGAGGUUUGAAAUUUAAAAGCAAACAGAUUUUCUGCAAUUUCUUUUGAAUGAUUAGGAGUUCUGCUAAAGCUGUAUCCAGGCAUCAAGCAGAUGUUCAGCUUCUCCCGCUACAGUUCACCAGAGCAGGUCCCUGGGGCCCUUAAAUACACUUUCAAUUUAGUUUCCCACAAAACACCAUCAGACUAAAUAAAAAAUCUGAAAGCUUUUGGAAUACAGACUCUCAGUGAAGCCAAAAGAAUUAGAAGUACGACACAAUUCCCCUCCUAAACAAAGUAACAGAAUUAAGGGAGAAAUCCUCUGUUUGUUAAAGUAAAUGGCAAAACCUCCACUGGCUUUAACAGAGACCAACCUUUUGCACUCUGACUUUUAACUCGUGACAUUCAGGCACCAAGCAGUGCCAUCCUGCUCAUGUGAACUAUCAAUAGCAUCUCCUUGCAUGAGGCUCUUAAACCAUUCAGAGACUUCCAAUUAACUUCCAUAUACCCUGUAGCUAAACAUUCACUGCUUUAAUUGGGCCAGUUCGUAUAGCAACAGCUGCAAAGAUGCAGCACCAUGGAUUCUGCAGAUAGGGAACAAAAUAUAUUCCCAGUCUGCACCAAAGUCCAGUUACACCACCUGCAGAAUUGUUUAUACUCAUGAUAGGUAAAGCUAAUGUCAAUUCAUUUAUCUCCACACAAGCUGCCUGGUAAUAACUGUACCCUGCACAAAGGCAGUACAGAAGUGAUGGAAUUUUUUAUUCCUGGAAUUAAUGAAAGCAAAAUUAAAGCAAGAAAAUAAGUAGCAUGAAUUCCAAAUAGCAUCUACUCCAACCAGCAUCCCAUCUUGACACUCAGACAAAUUUAAUUCCUUGUAAAUUUUAUGCAGUAUGCAUCUUUUAUAUUUUGCCAAACUUGAAACGAUCAUAGAGCAGUUAUGGCUCCCGUGAUUUAAUAUUGACCUUACAGAUAAGUGGCUCCUCAUGGAAUAUGCUUUGAUCUUUAUUUUAGCUGCUGAAUAGUUCAUUAUCAAUGUAUUUACUGACAAUCAAUUUAAGAUCUCAAUGAUUCCUUCUGUUCUUAUUGUUACAUCCUUUUACUUGCAAGGCUCAGGUCUGAGAAACUUCAGCAGCUUUUUUGAAUACUUUGUACAGCUCUCAAACCUCACUGUUAAGCUGUAUAUUCAGAAUAAUGAAAACAUCCAGUGAGGGAUGAUGUGUGAGGAACAGCAUCAUUUCCUUGCCUGGCAUCCCAAGAAUCCCAACAGGAAUGAACCAGGUAGAGUCCAGCUUUCCAAGGCAGUGUCCAAGUGCCCCAGGAUGCACGUGCACACCUGAAACAGGACAGUUCCUCAUCUCUGUACUGCUCCAGUUCUUCCUCUUGGCUCUACUGCCCAGCCUUUUCCCUCCCAACACGAGCCAGUCCCUUUCCAGCGCCGUUCGACCCCUACCUCCUACC